Molecule: messenger RNA, 2056 nt
Organism: Pezoporus occidentalis (night parrot)
Lineage: Eukaryota; Metazoa; Chordata; Aves; Psittaciformes; Psittacidae
Gene: PITX2
Product: paired like homeodomain 2
Exons: 3
Coding region: 300-1304 (334 amino acids)
Biological process (GO): regulation of transcription by RNA polymerase II; anatomical structure morphogenesis
Cellular component (GO): nucleus
Molecular function (GO): RNA polymerase II cis-regulatory region sequence-specific DNA binding; DNA-binding transcription factor activity, RNA polymerase II-specific
Source: RefSeq, a predicted model, not a curated record
CCGUGACGGCUCGUGCAGGACCGGACUCGCCCGCUCGCCUGUCGCCGCCGUCGCGCCCCCCUGGGCGGCGGGGGCCUCCUGGGCUCGCCGUGCCGCCCGGGCGCUAGCCGAGCGCCGCCCGCCCAGCCGCGGCUCCCCCGCCCGGCAGCCCUGACACCCCGGAGCCGCUGGGCAGCUCCGCGCCCACGGAGGGGGGCGCCGCUCCGGCCGUCGUACACGUACCGACACCUACAGACACACGCACACCUUCUCCUACCGACCCCCCAGGCACGCACGUAGAGCUUGGCAUCCUUUUGCCGAUGAACUGCAUGAAGGACACGUUAAGCCUGGAGCGCCUGGGAGCAGGGAAUAAGUUGUGCUCCUCCUCACCUUCCUCCUCUUCCUCCUCCUCUUCAUCGUCUUGCCACCACCACCAGCCCGCGCUGGCCAUGGCGACGGCGCUGGCGCCGGGGCAGGCGCGCUCCUCCUUGGAGUCCGCCAAGCACCGUCUGGAGGUGCACACCAUCUCUGACACCUCCAGUCCUGAGGCCGCAGAGAAAGAUAAGAGCCAGCAGAGCAAGAGUGAAGAUGCUGGGCCCGAGGAUCCCUCCAAGAAAAAGAGGCAGCGGCGGCAGCGGACCCACUUUACCAGCCAGCAGCUGCAGGAGCUGGAGGCCACUUUCCAGCGGAAUCGCUACCCGGACAUGUCCACCCGGGAGGAGAUCGCCGUCUGGACCAACCUCACCGAGGCGAGGGUUAGGGUUUGGUUCAAGAACCGCAGAGCCAAAUGGAGAAAGAGAGAAAGGAACCAGCAAGCCGAGCUUUGCAAAAACGGCUUCGGUCCACAGUUUAACGGCCUGAUGCAGCCCUACGAUGACAUGUACCCCGGCUACUCGUACAACAACUGGGCAGCCAAGGGCCUGACCUCCGCUUCACUCUCCACCAAAAGCUUUCCUUUCUUCAACUCCAUGAAUGUCAACCCUCUGUCUUCUCAGAGCAUGUUCUCCCCUCCAAACUCCAUUUCCUCCAUGAGUAUGUCUUCAAGCAUGGUACCCUCUGCAGUCACCGGGGUCCCCGGCUCCAGCCUCAACAGCCUGAAUAACUUGAACAACUUGAGCAAUCCCUCCCUGAAUUCUGCGGUGCCGACGCCAGCCUGUCCUUAUGCUCCUCCAACACCUCCAUAUGUUUAUAGGGACACAUGCAACUCGAGCUUGGCGAGUCUGAGACUUAAAGCCAAGCAGCACUCCAGUUUUGGCUACGCCAGCGUGCAGAACCCUGCUUCCAACCUGAGCGCUUGCCAGUACGCGGUGGACAGACCCGUGUGAGGCACCCAAGUAGGAAACACUGCCUGGGAAUCCCUCCCGCUUCCUGCAGAGACUGAGAAUCACGCUAGAAAGUAAUGGGCACUAGAGAGAAAGAGACAGGAGGAAAAAUCAGAGAGAGAGAGGGAAAGAGGAAAGAGAAGGGGGGAAAAAAAGAGGAAACCACUGAAAUAAGAUAGUUCCUUUGUUUUCAAAGGACCUUCUACAGAUUCUGAGAUCUUUCACUAAGAGUAUUUCAACAGUUACAAGGACAUAUAUAUAUAUAUAUAUAUGGACAAAUGUUUGACUGGAUAUGAUAUGACAUUUUAAUGUUACUAUAAGCUUGUUAUUUUUUAAGUUUAGCAUUGUUAACAUAAAAACGACUGAAAGGAUGUAUAUAUAUCGAAAUGUCAAAUUAAUUUUAUAAAAGCAGUUGUUAGUAAUAUCACAACAGUGUUUUUAAAAGGUUAGGCUUUAAAAUAAAGCAUGUUACACAGAAGCGAUUAGAAUUUUUUCGCUUGCGAGCAAGGGAAUGUAUAUACUAAAUGCGACACUGUAUGUUUCUAACAUAUAAUUAUUAAAAACAAAAAAAUUGUGUGAAUAUCAGUUUUAGAAUAGUACCUCUGGUGGAUGCAAUGAUGUUUCUGAUAUUGCAAUGUAAAACAUGCCCUGUGUAUAACAUUUCGUACAAUUAUUAUUGUUUUACUUUUCAGCAAACAUGAAAAAAAAAUGAAAUGAAAUGUGUUUUAUUUCAUGGGAGUAAAAUAUACGGCAUA